AUGCAAACGUAUAGUUUUUCAACAAGUGUUAUGUGCAAGUACUACUUUCCAUGCAUUUUGAAAAAUAAUGGGAUGCCUUUUCUUUAUGAUCAUGACGUCUAAACAAGCUGUGAUGAUGAUCACUGCUUCUAUAUAUUAGUAUAUAUGCCGGGGCAUGUAAAUUCAAUGCUACAGUUAUUUCUAUUGGCACAACAUAUAAUUAGAGGAAAAUUAGGCCAUAUAUAUAACACCUAUUGGAAUGCAAACUUCAGCUACCAAGACUUUGCGCGCUCACAUGGACUCCUCUUCCUUUGGUACAGCAGGCCGCGUGCAUUCAUUGCCCCAUGUGACAGGAAUUCAGACACAAAACCUUUUGUAGUUGUCGAUAAAGCACGACACACCACUUUACAAAAUGUGUAGCCUGGUCCCCGGUAAAAAAUAUUAACCCAUGACUCGUGUACAAGCGAUAUUAACAUGCUAAAAGAUAUCUAUUUGCUUAAAAUUUAACAUGUCCUAUAGUGACAUAUAUGUUGCAGAGGAGAAUCAGCCCUAACCCUAAUUGGUUGAGACAAUCAUAUAUCCAUGACGAUGAUCAAGAAAGUGAUAAGACAUUAGAUAUAUAUCAACUAGCACAUUUAUUUCACCGAUGGCGAGAUGUGCCACGUGGUUUCAUAUGCGCCUUUGCUUUAUCUUCCGUGGAGCAUGGUCGGUUGAAUUCCGGCAUCUUCUUUUUCUCAUCUGGCUCAAUUUCUUCAGCAGUUUAUUCUCUGCAAUUAAAGCAAAUUCUAACCUAGCUUGAAAGGUAUACCCAGUUUGGUUGAGUUCGCUAUCAACUUGAGAAGGCACAAGUUCAUAGGUACAGUACUACAUAUUAAUCCCAUACCUUUAUAUAUGCAAUCAAUUACCUUCAGAAUCGAUCUGCUACAAGAAGCAGAAACUCCGUGUUCGUAUGUUGAUCCGAGUAGGAUCAGAAGGUCACAAAAAGAACACGAAAUUCAAAGUGGAAUCGCUCAUAUAGGGGAAUAGAAAAGAAGUCGAUCUGUAACCUAGAUCUAUUGAUUAACCAUGCGGCCAGUAUCUAUAUAUGCUGAAUGAUCAAUGAUGGGAGACAUAAGAUGAUAACAAGUCCAAAAGAAGCGGAUUUUCCACAGAAGCAGGAAGGCAGUUCAAGUGAUGACAAAAUCACCAAGGCUUCAUCAAGUUCAACAGUACCAUGGUUAAGAUUGAAGGAUCCAAGGAUUGUGCGGGUGUCUCGUGCUUUUGGAGGAAAAGACAGGCAUAGCAAAGUUUGCACCAUAAGAGGAUUGAGAGACAGGCGGGUGAGGCUUUCAGUACCUACAGCUAUUCAAUUGUAUGAUCUUCAAGAGAGGCUUGGGCUUAAUCAGCCUAGCAAAGUUAUCGAUUGGUUGCUCAAUGCCGCUAAAGAUGAAAUUGAUGAACUCCCGCCACUGCGAAUACCACCAGGGAACAUUGGCCUAAACCAUCCACAAAUGUUAACUUGUAAUAAUGAAGUUGGUGCUUCUCAUUCUGAUGAAGGGUUUAAAAUGAAUAGUGGAAUUCAGUGGGAAGGUUCUAGCCGAUUACCAAAACCAAACAUUUGGAGUUUGCAUGCUCUUUCGGGGGCUCAAUCAGAAGAAUCUGCAAGAGAUCAAACAAUCAAUCCAAAAGAAAAUUGGACAAAAGGGAAUGAAGAAGAUAAACUACGAGGCAAUGAAGGUCAUGCUGCACAAUUUCCAUCAAAUAACUUCUUGCCGAGAGUUAAUUCAUCUCCCUUACCAGCUGGUUUCCUGAAUAGUUCCAUGCCUUACAAUUAUCAUAAUUGGGAUCCCUCAAGUUUUCCUCCAUCUAAUUCAGGAAGCCAUGGAUACAGGUCCCGAACAGAAGACACACACAAUAUCAAUGUCAUGUCAUUGCCUUCCUCGUCGUCUUUAUCAACUGGGUCUCAAAUUUUGGUAUGUCCUCCGGGAACAACACAACCUUUUUUCCCUUCGCAUUCUAUGGCGUCUGGGGAGAUUGGUCCGAGACAAGUUAACCAUUUUCAAAUGUUGAGCUCAAAUUCUGAUCAUAACCUUUUGCAAAAUUCUCUCACACCACCUGUUUUCCCUAUAAGCCAAUCCAUAAGACCCUUCUAUUUCAGUAUGAGUACUCCUAAUAAGCUUCUUCACUCUACAAACAACAGUGGAAGUCAGGCAAAUGAAGACCAAGAUCAGUUUCCUUCUAAAUGAUGCAUAAUGAAAGAUUGCUCUUAAUUCGUUUCAAGAAACAGGCAUGGCUCAGAUCUUAUUUAAUAACACAAAGGAAGCAAGGUGCAUUAGAAGAGAUUCUACUGUCUGGUGCGGACAUCGAUCUUUCUUAGUUUUGAUUGCAUGUUUAAAUUCCUUGUUAGCUUGCUUCAUAGUUUCGAUUAUUAAUUUUCACAUAUGCAAUUACCUUCAAUUUAAGUGUUAGGAAAAAACUUGGAAUUAAGUAUUUGCUGCUGUACGAGAAGGUUUUUAUUGGUGGACACCCCACCAUAUAUAGACUGGUAAUGGUUCUACUUUUA
Molecule: messenger RNA, 2521 nt
Organism: Carya illinoinensis
Lineage: Eukaryota; Viridiplantae; Streptophyta; Magnoliopsida; Fagales; Juglandaceae
Product: transcription factor TCP13-like
Exons: 3
Coding region: 1071-2204 (377 amino acids)
Cellular component (GO): nucleus
Molecular function (GO): sequence-specific DNA binding; DNA-binding transcription factor activity
Source: RefSeq, a predicted model, not a curated record